AUGGACCCAUCCUCGAUCUCUUCACCUUCAACUCCGGCUCCCAACGCCGUCCCCUUCGCCGUUGAACCAAACAACCACCUUCCAUCUCCGUCGUUAAACCACCCUCCCUACGCUGAGAUGAUUUACACUGCUAUCGAAGCUUUGAAGGAGAAGAACGGUUCAAGCAAAAGGGCAAUAUCGAAAUACAUAGAGCAAGUUUACAGUCACCAGCUUCCACCGCCGGAAUCACACUCCAACUUGUUGACUCAUCACUUGAAGCGUUUGAAAUCCGAUGGAUUACUUCAAACCAUCAAGAAUUCCUAUAUUAUCCCUAGAUCUGCUCCUCCACAUGCUGCAACUGAACCACCGUCAACCGCAGCCGCUUCACCGUCUCAGCCUUCAAAACCCCGCGGCCGACCAAGAAAAUCCGUAACCCCAACCCCAGCUCAAGCCCAGAAUAACUUUACUCCUCAGCCGCUUCCUGUUGUUGUUGCUAAUAAUGACAACAAUAACUCUCCGUUGCAGAAUGCUGAGCCUGUUUGGGCUGCGCUUGGCCUUUCUGAUGAGCCGUUGGAUGUUCAAGCUGCUGCUACUCCGGCUGAGGGGAGUAAGAGACGUCCUGGACGUCCUCCUGGUUCGAAGAAUGUGUCGAAGAAUGCAACGGCCCCAAGCCCUAGCCCUAGCCAAAACCCGACUCCGAUUGAAGGACAGGUUCCACCCUCUCCGGCCUCUCGCGGAAGAGGACGUCCUCCAGGUUCUAAAUCUAAAUCGAAGAAGAAACCUGGACGUCCUCCGAAGGUUAAGACUGAUUCUCCAACUCCAGCUGCUGCGGCUUCUGAUGGGACUAAGAGACGCCCUGGUCGUCCCCCGAAGAAUCAGCAGCAGGAUCCGACUCCGAUACCGUUUGCUACUGAAGUGUCUACCGAAACGCCUCAAGUUGUUGUUCCUGAAGUGACGGUUCCUGUUGCUGCUGUGGAAGGUGGGACUGUUUUGACUCCGAGAUCUAGAGGACGGCCUAGGAAGAAUCCUGCUGUUGCUGCUGUUCCUGCUGUUCCGGUUUCUGUGGUUGCUGGUGAAGGCAGAGGACGUGGCCGCGGGCGAGGUCGUGGAAGAAGAGGACGCGGUGGCCGUAUAGGAAAUGCAUUUAGAGGGAUUACUCUGCGGGCUCCAGGAAAAAGGCCUGUGGGUCGUCCAAAGAAGGGAACAACACCUGCUACUGCUAGUGGUUCACAAAAUGCUGCUAAUGAAGUUGAUCUCAGAAGGAAACUUGAACACUUUCAAGGAAAAAUCAAGGAAUCUCUUGCAGUAAUCAAACCACAUUUUGACCAUCAAAGUCCAGUCACUGCACUUGCGGCAAUUCAAGAGUUAGAAAUUCUCGGAGCCAUGGAUCUUAGUGAACCACUAAAGGAUGAACCACAUCCAUUGCAGCCAAAUGCACCAGCACAAGAUCAGCCACUACAAGCGGUGGCACAGCCUCAGGAAUAUUUUAUCAUGGUCUUUGGAUUUGAUUAUGAACAACUUUGUACAAAUAUAUACACCAUUGAAUUCCAAAAGCGGGGUUUACCACACGCCCAUAUACUAUUAUUCUUGCAUCCUUCAAGCAAGUAUCCGACUCCAGAUGAUAUAAACAAGAUCAUUUCAGCAGAGAUACCAACGGAAGAAGAUGAUAGGCAACUCUACCAUUUGGUCAAGACACAUAUGAUUCAUGGCCCAUGUGGUUUAGCAAAUGCGAAUUCAACUUGCAUGAAAAAUGGAAAGUGCUCAAAAUACUUUCCAAAGAAAUAUCAAACCGAAACCAUUGUUGAUCAGGAUGGAUAUCCCGUGUACCGAAGAAGAGAAACUGGUAAUACAGUGCUGAAAAAACACGUUCAACUUGAUAACAGAUAUGUAGUUCCUUACAAUCCAUAUUUGUUGAAGAAAUUCCAAGCACACAUCAAUAUGGAGUGGUGUAAUCAAAGUACUUCGGUUAAAUACUUAUUUAAGUAUAUUAACAAGGGGUAUGAUAGAAUUACUGCUGCUGUUGUCCAAACUGACGGUGAUGGAUCUCCCUCGGUCAGAAUGGUUGACGAAAUCAAGCAAUAUCUUGAUUGCAGAUAUAUCUCACCAAGUGAGACAUGUUGGAGACUUUUUUCAUUUCCUAUUCAUGGUAGAUCACCCACAGUUGAAAGGUUGUUCUUUCAUCUUGAAGGAGAUAACUCUGUUUAUUAUACCGAUUAUGAAUUGAUAGAUGAGGUGCUUGACAAACCAACUGUGAAAGAAUCUAUGUUUACGGCAUGGAUGGAAGCAAACAAAGCAUACCCAGAGGCAAAAAAUUUGACGUACUCACAAUUUCUUUCCAAAUUUGUUUAUGAUAAAAGAUACCGUCGAUGGAGACCGCGUAAAAGAGGAAAUACAAUUGGCAGACUUAUUUGGGUCCCUCCAAGUACGGGUGAGUUAUAUUUCUUGAGAAUGAUGCUAACAGUCGUCAAAGGUCCAACUUACUACGAGGAUAUAAAAUUUGUGGGUGGAAAAGUUCAGGAUUCUUUUAGGGAUGCAUGCUUCGAAAUGGGCUUUCUUAACGAUGACAAGGAAUAUGUUGCAGCCAUCGACGAAGCAAAGAAUUGGGGUUCCGGGCAUUUUUUACGAAAGUUAUUUGUCACUAUGUUACUAUCCGGUACUGUCAAUAGACCACGACAUGUUUGGGAAAAAACUUGGAGGACGUUAUCUGAUGGUAUCCUCUACCAACAAAGGCAAAAAACAAAUAGAAGAGAAUUGCAGCUAUCGGACAAUGAGUUAAAGAAUCUCACACUAAUUGAGAUUGAGAACAUGAUGCAAUCGAAUCGAAGAAGUUUGCAUGAAUUUAAAUGUAUGCCGUAUCCAGAUUCAUACAUCACAAAACAUGUUGGCAAUAGGCUUAUUUAUGACGAACUUAAUUACGAUGCCGAUACCGAGAAACAGAAAUUCCAAGAACUUUUUCAUGCCCUUACAGAUGAACAACAUUUGAUAUUUGAGAAAAUCAUGGAUGCUGUUAACAAACAGAGUGGAGGGGUAUUUUUCUUACAUGGUUACGGAGGGACUGGUAAAACUUUCAUGUGGAGAACACUAUCAAGUGCACUUCGUUCUCAAAAAAAAAUUGUUCUUACUGUUGCUUCAAGUGGGAUAGCUUCGUUAUUAUUGCCGGGUGGAAGAACAACACACUCAAAGUUCAAAAUACCUGUGCCAACGCUUGACAACUCAACUUGCAACAUCGACAAAGACACCGAACAUUCUCAAUUAUUUGAAGCAACGGAUGUGAUAAUAUGGGAUGAGGCACCUAUGUCUCACAAGAACUGCUUCGAAGCAUUGGAUAAAACCCUUAAAGAUGUAAUGAGCAAAAAGGGUGUUGAGAAUACUAUUUUUGGUGGAAAAGUUGUUGUAUUUGGAGGAGAUUUUAGACAGAUUCUUCCUGUUGUUCCAAGAGUUGGGCGUUCUGAUAUUGUUCAUGCAUCAAUUAGUUCAUCUUAUGUAUGGGAUUAUUGCCAGAUUUGUGAACCCAAUGAUGGUUUGGUUGAUAUUGAAAUUCCUCAAGAGCUAUUAAUAUCAAAUUUUGAUGAUCCUAUAAGAGCAAUUGUUGAAAACACAUAUGCCAAUUUGUUGGAAAAAUAUCAAGAUGUUGAAUUCUUACAAGGAAAGGCUAUUCUUGCUUCAACCAUUGAAGUUGUGGACAAAAUCAAUCAUUAUAUAUUAGACUUGAUACCAGGAGAAGAGAAAGAGUAUUUGAGUUUUGAUUCCAUUGAUAGAACAGAUUCAAGUUAUACUGAAGCAUAUGAAGUUCUAACUCCUGAAUUUCUCAGUAAAUUAAGAACGUCAGGGCUUCCCAAUCAUAUGAUCAAAUUGAAGGUUGGUACACCUAUUAUGCUAAUGAGAAAUUUGGACCAAGCCGAUGGGUUGUGCAACGAAACAAGAUUAAUUGUUUCAAGAUUUGCAAAUCAUGUAAUUGAGGCAAAAAUCAUGUCUGGAAAGAACAUAGGUAACAUUUUUUACAUUCCACGAAUGUCUAUGUCACCUUCUGAUUCACCUUGGCCAUUCAAGUUGAUUAGGAGACAAUUUCCGAUUAUUGUCUCCUAUGCAAUGACAAUUAAUAAGUCACAAGAUCAAUCUCUUGAUAGUGUUGGAUUGUAUUUGCCUACUCCUGUGUUUAGUCAUGGUCAAUUAUAUGUUGCAAUUUUAAGAGUUAAGAGCAAAAGUGGGCUAAAAAUCCUAAUUCAUGACAAGGAGAAUGUACCGUGUUCUACUACUACUAAUGUUGUGUACAAGGAAGUCUUUCAAGCACUUUGA
Messenger RNA from Vicia faba (fava bean), 4275 nucleotides. NCBI's taxonomy places the organism in Eukaryota, Viridiplantae, Streptophyta, Magnoliopsida, Fabales, Fabaceae. The record is from the annotation of a GenBank genome assembly.